Messenger RNA from Doryrhamphus excisus (bluestripe pipefish), 2177 nucleotides. RefSeq names its product solute carrier family 39 member 8 (gene slc39a8). The record is from RefSeq and is a predicted model, not a curated record. Gene Ontology annotation, biological process: zinc ion import across plasma membrane; intracellular monoatomic cation homeostasis. Lineage: Eukaryota; Metazoa; Chordata; Actinopteri; Syngnathiformes; Syngnathidae. Gene Ontology annotation, molecular function: zinc ion transmembrane transporter activity; monoatomic cation:bicarbonate symporter activity. Gene Ontology annotation, cellular component: plasma membrane.
AUGAAGUUGUCUGCAGUUAAAAACACGCCAGCUGAACUUGGCUCGUCUUUAUUAUUGGACUGCAUCAACAGAGAGAUGGCUGCGACGCUUCUUCUUCCCGUUUGGGGUCUUCUGCUCCUCGCCGCCAGCGUCGGGGCCGGACAAGAGUUCCUGGAGAACAUCGUGCGCUUCUACGGACACAACGAGUCCAUCUCCGGCCAAAACCUGGAGGACUUGCUGCUCAUCAUCUCCGCCCGGAGAGCCGAGUCCGUGAUGGAUGACGGCAACCCGCUGGCCGACCAAGAGUGCCUCUCAGCCCAGGAGAUCCUGUCCCACUUUGGCUUCCUGAAUGUCAGCCAGCUGAGCGUGGGACAUCUGGAGAGGAUCUGUCCCGCCGUGUUGACCCAGGUGCUGCUGCCCUCCUGCCCUCACACCGUCCCCGAACCUCCGCUGACGGUUGACUACUCGGUGUGGGGGUGGGGCUUCCUGGCGGUCACCGUCAUCAACUUGGCGGCGCUCCUCGGCCUCCUGCUCAUCCCCUUCACCAAGAAGUCCUACUUCCCCAAAGUGCUCACCUACUUCAUCGGCCUGGCCAUCGGAACGCUCUUCUCCAACGCCGUGCUCCAGCUCAUACCAGAGGCUCUGGGCUUUGAUCCCAAAGCAGACGACUAUGUAGGCAACGCCAUCGGAAUAUUUGGAGGCUUUUAUCUCCUCUUCUUAGUGGAGAGGAUCUUAAGAAUGGCUCUACAGGUGGAACACCAGCACGGCCCCUCCCACUUCUCCCCCGCUGACCUGGCCUCACUGCCGAACGGCGACGUGUCGGAGAAGAAGGAAUCGGUGGUGCUGAGCAACAUCAGCACCAUCAGCACGGACGGGAGCAGCGUGAACUCGGACCGCCCGCACACCAACAUGGCACCGGCGGAGGAGGACAUCGGGGUGUCCAGCGUGAUGUGCCGCUGUCUUCGUGGCCAGCGCCUCGGCAGCAUCAAGACGGUGGCGUGGAUGAUCACGCUGAGCGAUGCCUUGCACAACUUUAUCGAUGGCCUGGCCAUCGGCGCCUCUUUCACCGUGUCCAUAAUGGCCGGCUUCAGCACGUCCACCGCCAUCGUGUGUGAGGAGUUCCCUCAUGAGCUGGGUGACUUUGUGAUCCUGCUCAACUCGGGGAUGAGCAUCCCUCAGGCCAUCUUCUUCAACCUGCUGUCGGCGCUGGCGUGUUACGUCGGCCUGGUGUUCGGCAUUCUGCUCGGCAGCAACUUUGCUCCCAACGCCAUCUUCGCCAUCGCGGGUGGGAUGUUCCUGUACAUCGCUCUGGCAGACAUGUUUCCCGAGAUGGACGCCAUUGCCAGGGAAGAGAAGCGAACCUCCUCCAAGCUGGUCUUCUUCUUGAUCCAGAACGCGGGGCUGCUCACAGGCUUCGCCAUCAUCCUGCUCAUCACCAUGUUCGCGGGACAGAUCAACCUGGGCUGAGUGGGGCAACGGAGGAGCAGGUCGGCUCCAGAAGAAAACGUAGAGCUGCUUCUGUUUCCGCUCAUCAUCAUCGUCAUCAUUCACGGUGUCAGAGAGCAGGAAUGUCAAGUGAAUAUUUUGCACAAGCAGAACCAAAAGUGGGUUUGUUCUCCACGAGCAGUGGGAAUCCAUGCAAUCAUUUCAUUAAUGAAAUCCAGCCCGAUUUGUCUGAAAGAGACAGUUUUAUCCUCUUUGAUGUACUGUAAUAACCUACUUUACCGUAAGUACAGUUUUUAUUUACAUGAUUUUAUCUUGUUUUUUCUAUGUGUGGAUGAUUCUACACAAUCACAGCCAUUAUUUUUUUAUUUCAAGUUAAAGACAAUCUUUAUAACAUGUAGCAGUAGUGUACAUUUUAUAAUUGUACGUUUACACACGUUUUUCCUCAGGGUUUAUUCAGACAAAGUGACUGUAUACUUUGACACAAAAAACAUAAAUAUUAAUAUCCAUGAAACAACUGGGACCUUUGACCUCUGGGCUUAUUAGUACGUAACUAUGAAUACUGUAAAUAGAAAGUUUGCGAUUUUAAUACCAGAGCAGUGUGGCUCUUUAAAAUUGUUUGAGUCUACAUUUAAAGGCACAGGAACAAAAUGAUGCUUUUUCCUGACAUUUGAAAAAUAAAUAAUAUUUCCUUUUGUAAUAAUCAAUGUUGGGAUUGACUACUUUGAGAAUAACGGCGUUAUUAAUGCCGUUAU